AUGAUCAUAUCAAAGCUUUCGAGGUCUAUUUUUGGCCAUAGAGGUUUGCAAUCUGCUCACAGAUCUGGCUUUGUACCUCUAGCAAAGAGAAUCUAUUGUGGCAAACGAUUCUACGCUUCUAAAGAUAUCACAGAAAAGGACAAAGAAUUGGGUGAAUUAGAUGAUACUGCUAACACUGGUGUUAUUGAAAAAACAAACCAAGAAACUUUGUUAUAUUUUACUGAUGUGAAUCCUGCUGAUUUUUCAAGAUUCAAGGCUUUGAAUUUCGUCCAUGAUUAUAUAUCCAAAGUUAAGGAAACCACAGGGGAUUCAUCCCUUGAACGCCAAAUUUUGAAAUUGGCCUCCCCUGAAGAUAAUCCUGUCAAAGGAAUCUCUGUGAAUUCGAUAUUGACAAAAGAUGGUGGGGCAUUUGUGAAAUUCCAAGUCCCUUUUGAAUCAUCGAUUUCUGAAGUGAACACCAAGAUCCAAAAGAACACUAUGAAAUCUUCGCCAAGAUUUCUUGGUUUAUUAUCAAAACCUCAUUGUUUCCCUGUGAAAGGCACCCCAUGGGUCGAAGAUCUUAGGCGUUAUCCCAGCUCCGAGUUGAAGGUGUUGUUUGAAGGAGAAGAAUUGACAGAAGAAAAAAUUUAUCAGAUUUUCAGAAGAUAUGGUACCAUUCUUGAUAUUGUCCCCCAACCUGCUGACUCUAAAGAAACCCCUAGAUAUGCAAUUGUUAAAUUUAGAAAAUUGAGAUCUGCUAUUGCUGCCAAAAAUUGUGUGAAUGCUUUCAGCACUGACAAAACCACAAUUCACAUCAAAUACCAAACAGCUAUGCGGGAGAAUUUGAUGAAGCAAUAUGUGUUUGAUCACCCUAGAAUUUCAAUUCCGUUAAUUUUGGCUGUUUUUCUUGCUAUUGGGUCGAUUAUCUUCGAACCGAUCAGAGAAUUUUUCAUUCAAGAGAAAAUCGAGCAUAGAUUUGGAUUGAGCACUUAUAAAAACAACAAGUAUUUUGUGUAUAUUGCACAAUAUUUAACUUCUGUGAAAAGAUUUAUGAGCUUUAGUAACAAUCGUGAGCAGAAAGAUUCCACGAUCCAUAUGUGGACAGAAAGACUUGACAAGGUGAAAGAAUUGAAAUUAUGGUUGACAGAAAAUGUCAAUACUUUUAUUGUUGUCAGAGGCCCAAGAGGAAUCGGCAAAGAGAAUGUGGUGAUUGAUCAUGCCUUGCGUGAUAGAAAGAAUGUUUUGCACAUUAACUGUGAGGAGAUUGUCAAAUCACGUAAUGAUUCUGAAUUUUUGAAGAAUACUGCCCAUCAGUUUGGCUAUUUUCCUAUUUUCCCAUGGUUGAACUCAUUGAGCACCUUUAUUGACUUGGGUGUCCAAGGUCUUACUGGACAGAAAUCAGGACUUUCCGAAUCUAAUGAUGUGCAAUUCAAGAAUAUCUUGUCUCUUGCUGCCGUUGCCAUCAGAAGAGUUUCUUUGAGAUUUUAUUCUGCUUAUGUUGUUCAAAUGGCCAGCGACAUGAACAUUGGCGAAGAGGCUACCAAGAGGAUUACCGAAGAUGAUUAUUUGCAGCAGCACCCUGAUGAAAAGCCUGUUAUUGUUAUCAAUAAGUUUUCUGCAAAAUCGGAGAAUUAUUCAUUUGUUUAUCAAGCCUUGGCUAGCUGGGGAUCAUUCUUGGUAUCCAUGAACCUCGCUCAUGUUAUAUUUUUAAUUGAUGAUGUCAGUCCAGUGCCAUUAUUAAGUGAAGCGUUGCCAGAUCAAAUUUUCAAGAGCUUGGUAUUAUCGGAUCCUUCUAAGUCAUCGUCUACUGAUUAUGUAUGGAGUCAUUUGAAUGAUGCUGACGAUUUGGAUAAAAUUAGAGAUGGUGAUAAGGCGAAGAAAGGCGAUUUUCAAUCCAAGUACAGCAUAGGAACCAUAGAGAAAGCUCUUGAACCUAUUGGAGGGCGUAUGCUUGACUUGCAGGCAUUUAUUAGACGUGUCAAAUCCGGUGAAUCACCAGAAGAAGCCAAGGAAGAAAUGAUCAAACAAACUGCGGAACAAAUCAUCCAGAUGAAUCUUAUCAAGAAUAGCGCUGACAGUGACGAAUUCCAAGUUGCCAGAUCUUGGGAAAUCAUCAAAUUCCUCGCUUCUAAAGAAUCAAUUGCUUUCUCCAAUGUUUACACAUCCCCAUUAUUCAAAUCUUCACCGGUUGAAUACUUGACUGAGUUGGAAAAAUCCAACUUGAUUUCUCUCGUCAAGGAAAAAGGAUUGAUCAAAGAAAUCAAGGCUUCAAGACCAUUGUACAGAUCAGCUUUCCAGAAUAUUGUUGGGGAUGAAACAUCAUUCAAUGUGUUGGAAGGAAGCUACUUAUUGAAAAAGAUUGCCUAUGAAACAAAGGUUAUCAAGACUUGCGAAAGCGAAAUUAGCUCUUUGUCAUAUGUGGCUAUGUCAGAUGUAAUCAGGGCACGCUUCAAUUAUUUGGGUGAUAAGAUCACUGCAUGUACUAACAAUAUUAAAGUAUAUGAAGCACAAAUUAAAGAAUUAGUGAAAAAAUCUAAUGAAUUGAAGGCUAAGCACAAUAAGCAAUCAUCGAAAUCCAGGUUUGGAUUUUUUUAG
Messenger RNA from Saccharomycopsis crataegensis, 2574 nucleotides. It is a transcript of the gene YME2, whose product is annotated as Yme2p. The transcript has a single exon. The record is from RefSeq and is a predicted model, not a curated record. Gene Ontology annotation, cellular component: mitochondrial inner membrane. Lineage: Eukaryota; Fungi; Ascomycota; Saccharomycetes; Ascoideales; Saccharomycopsidaceae. Gene Ontology annotation, molecular function: RNA binding. The coding region runs from base 1 to 2574 and encodes 857 amino acids.